Molecule: messenger RNA, 972 nt
Organism: Lathyrus sativus (Indian pea)
Lineage: Eukaryota; Viridiplantae; Streptophyta; Magnoliopsida; Fabales; Fabaceae
Source: the annotation of a GenBank genome assembly
AUGGCUAGGAUCCAAAGAAAGCUCUUCCCAACAGAAACUACCUCAAACCAAACCUUAGAUUGUUAUGGCUUUUGUGAUCCUUUAUGUCCUUCAAAUUGUUACACUAACACAAAUUACUAUUUCACACCCCCACCUUUAGAACAUACUACACAAGUUAACCAUAUUGGCUCCUACUUUAUCAUCCUCAUUUCAUUAUUCUCAUUGAUUUUCAUCAUCAUUGUUUUCUAUUUAAUUAAAGUUAAAUGCUAUAAUGAAAUGUGUAGUUGGAGAAUCAAUAACUCGGUUCGCGGUAACUCCGAAGAGCUUCUCAAUGAAAACCAAGUCAAUCGCGAUCAAAAUCACGAUCACCCUGUGUGGCUCAUCGCUACGGUUGGUUUGCAACAAUCAAUUAUAAACUCGAUUACCGUGUGCAAGUAUAGAAAAAACGAAGGGUUAAUCGAAGGAACGGAUUGUUCGGUUUGUUUGAAUGAGUUUCAUGAAGAUGAAACUUUAAGACUAUUGCCAAAGUGUAGUCAUGCUUUUCAUAUUCCUUGUAUUGAUACUUGGUUGAGAUCUCAUACUAAUUGUCCUCUUUGUCGAGCCGGUAUUGUUUCCAACAACGUUACUUCUGAAGUAACUUUGAGUUCGGAGCAUGAAAAUAACAACUUGGGAAGAAAUCAAGAGACUCAAAUGGAGAAUCUAAGGAGUGAUCAAGAGAAUGUGUUGAACAACAAUAUUGUUAUCAAUGUUCCAUUUGAAAACAUGAUUGGAGAAUCAAGUGAUGAAUCAUCUGAUCCUAGAAGAUAUCAUCAAGUUGUUGAGAAAGAGAUGCAUAAGAUUAGUGUUUGGAAGGUUAUUACUCAAAAAAGUAGCAAAACAAUGCGUCGAUGUUCGAUUGAAGAGCGUUUGCAUGUAAGGCCCGUGGCUAUGAAAAAGUCUUUAAAUCUACAUGGAAGGAAGAGUUUCAAAAAGAGAUAUGCGACUAUAAUUUGA